AUGUCGACCAUCUGUUGCCCAUACACCCGUUGUAGACAAGAAAACGUGCUCAAACGAAUUCUGGCACAUAUCAGGGACUCUCACUGCUCAGAUGAUUGUCCAACAGAUUUUAUUGAAGAACAUGGGUUGUCCAAAUGUCCUGGAUGCUCACAGUGGUUUUUGAAGCUUCAACAACAUGCUUCCAAGUGUUGUAGGUCAUCCAGCGUAACCGCAACGCCUCAGGCUACGCUUACUACGUCAACACCGGCUCUGCCACCUCCAAACUCAAGGAAGCCAAGGGCACCUGAGGACACUGCUUUUGGAACGGCCUUUGAAUCAUGUUGGUCUUCCUUGGAUCGAGAAGGUGACGCUUGGCGCCUGAUAGACUCCUUCACAACGGAAGCCAUACUGGACUGGACGCCGCUUAGAACAGUGCAGAAUGUAACACCUGCAUUACGCGCGAUGUUUCAGGACUGCUGCGCUAUUGCUUUGAGAAAGAUUGAAGAGGAACCAGCAAAUGACAGAGGAUGGAAACUUCUCCUACUUCUUUCCGGGAUGCUUCUCCAACCGCAUGCACGUGGCGGUAAAGUGGGCACGCGGGAGGUCAAGGCAAUUUACACACGGUUUCUACAAUUUCAUUGGCAAGAAAUGAUUCUAAAUCGGAGUCACUUAUCACGCUCUACUCCUUCUACAGAAGUUGAUCAGAGGAAGAAAGCUGCACUAAGUCUAGUUCAUUGUGGAGAAUUGUCACGUGCAUCAAGAGUUCUAACUAGUCAGGGUUUUGCCCCUGCUACAGACGACACAGUGGCACAGUUACUAUCCAAGCAUCCACAUCGUAUGAUAUCUUCACAUCGACCAGAGGAAACCUCAAAAAUGGAGUCAGAUUCAGUUAAUCCCAUUUCUCUGAAAAAGGAGGCAUUUUUCAAUGCAAUCAGGAAAGCACCAAGAGGAAGUGGUGCUGGCCCUUCUGGCUGGCGUUAUGAGCACCUGAAUACUCUUUUGGAGAAUGACUUAACUUGCGAACUGCUAUAUCUAGUGUGUUCUCUAAUCGCUGGAGGCAAAGUUCCAAAUUCAGUCUUGCCUCUCCUGACAGCGUCUCGUCUCAUCGCCUUACCUAAAGCAAACGAUGAUGUUAGACCUAUUGCGAUUGGUGAAGUGAUUCGAAGAGCUACUGCUAAGGCUAUUUGUAGCCAGAUGAAUAGUUCUUUUGCUUCUUACUUCAAGCCAAUUCAACAUGGAAUUGCAACACCUGGUGGGGCUGAGCUUUUAGUUCAUCACCUUUCAUUCCUUAUGGAGAAUAACCCAGGCUUGUCUGUUCUCUGUACCGAUGUCAAAAAUGCCUUCAAUUCAGUAUCGAGAGACAGUAUUCUAAGUCAGGUCAUGAAAGUGUUUCCUGAAAUAUACCAUCACGUGAGGCAAAUGUAUGACAGUCCGAGUACCUUGAUUUAUGUCAAGGGGAAAGAUAUAGUGAAACUACAAUCAGAGGAAGGAGUUCACCAGGGUGACCCUCUUGGUCCAGUCCUGUUCUCAAUUGCUUUACAACCAAUCAUUGCCUCAGUUCAAGACCGUCAUCAAGAUACAACUAUGCUGGCGUAUUUGGAUGACGUAUAUGUUGUUGGUUUGCCUGAAUCUUCCAUCUCAGUCUUGAUGAUGUAA
This is a messenger RNA of Corticium candelabrum, 1635 nucleotides long. RefSeq lists its product as uncharacterized. The record is from RefSeq and is a predicted model, not a curated record. The transcript has a single exon. Bases 1 to 1635 code for a protein of 544 amino acids. NCBI's taxonomy places the organism in Eukaryota, Metazoa, Porifera, Homoscleromorpha, Homosclerophorida, Plakinidae.